This is a messenger RNA of Trifolium pratense (red clover), 2693 nucleotides long. RefSeq names its product wall-associated receptor kinase 2-like. The record is from RefSeq and is a predicted model, not a curated record. Lineage: Eukaryota; Viridiplantae; Streptophyta; Magnoliopsida; Fabales; Fabaceae. Gene Ontology annotation, biological process: protein phosphorylation; cell surface receptor signaling pathway. Gene Ontology annotation, molecular function: polysaccharide binding; calcium ion binding; ATP binding. Gene Ontology annotation, cellular component: plasma membrane. The transcript is spliced from 4 exons. Bases 59 to 2428 code for a protein of 789 amino acids.
GCAUUUUAAUGAGGAGACAUCUUAAUUGAGAGAAGUAGAACAAUGAAUUAUUCAUAUAAUGCUUCCUUCUACACAGCAAUAUCGACAUCAAAAUAGUCUGCACUCCCCUUCACCAUAUCCACCCGAGAUUCGACCUGAAAAAAUAAGCAAAGCCAUGGCUGUCCGCUUAAAACAGCUGCUGCUGAUGGUGGCUGCUGCCAUUUAUACAAAAGCAGCAACUCAACCGAUGUCACUACCAAACUGUCCAACAAAGUGUGGUUCUGUCACCAUUCCCUUCCCAUUUGGGACCACCGAGAAUUGUUCCCUCGACAACACCUUUCUCAUUAAUUGCAAUCAAACAUCUUCAACUCCAACCUCAACAAACAUACCUUUCUUGGAAAAGAGUAAUCAAACUGUCCUAAAUAUCUCACUCAAUGGUGAAUUGCGCGUUGCAUGGCCGGUAGCUAGUGAUUGCUACGCAGAAAAGAGCAAACGUGUGAACCAAACAGUUAAGCAUGUCAACAUGACAAAUUUUCAGAUCUCACCAACUCGAAACAAGUUGACAGCAGUUGGCUGUGACACGAUUGGAGCACUCUCAGCAAAUGAUUCUGGGGGAAACAACUACACCACAGGAUGUGUGGCUUUGUGCAACAGGCUUGAUGAUAUCGUGGCCAAUCAAUCUUGCUCAGGUACUGGUUGUUGCGAGAUUUCAAUACCCCAAGGUCAUGUGUUAACAGAAAUAGCCUAUGGUUCUGGAGGCCUAUUCAACAAUCACUCAUCAGUACAUGACUUCAAUCCAUGUGGUUAUGCUUUUGUGGUUGAAAAUGGAGCCUACAGCUUCUCAUCCACAGACCUUCCCAAGUUGAAAAAGAAGGAGUUUCCUGUGUUGUUAGACUGGGCAGUAGGGAACCAAACGUGCCAGCAAGCUCAGAAGGAUCUUUUCAGUUAUGCAUGUAAGGCCGACAAAAGUACAUGUUACGAUUCAACCGAGAGAUCUGGCUACCUUUGCAGAUGCUUUCAUGGAUAUUGGGGAAAUCCAUACCUCAUUCACGGUUGUCAAGAUAUUAAUGAAUGCAUGGAAGCCAAUGACUGCGUUGAGGAGGCAACAUGCAUCAAUCUUCUUGGAAGCUACCAUUGUUUAUGCCCGGCAGAAUAUGAGGGAGAUGGGAAAAAUAAUGGAACAAGAUGCAAUAAAAAAUCCAGUACCAAAGGAAGGAAAGAAAUCAUAAUGAUCAUUGCACUGAGUGUCAGCAUAAGUCUCGUAGGACUAUUAGUCGGAAGCUUUUAUGUGUAUUGGGCAUUGAAGAAAAGAAAGCUCGUUAAACUUAAAGAACAAUUUUUUCAACAAAACGGUGGCUUACUGUUACAACAACAGAUAGUGAGGCAUAGAGGGUCAACUGAAACAACUAAAGUGUUCACUGUUGAGGAGCUAAAUGAAGCAACAGACAACUUCAACGAAGACAGGAUCCUAGGCCAAGGAGGUCAGGGAACAGUUUACAAAGGAGUUUUACAAGAUAAAAGAAUUGUAGCAAUAAAGAAGUCAAAAAUAAGUGACCCAAACCAGAUUGAGCCGUUCAUCAAUGAAGUGAUUGUGCUUUCACAAAUAAACCAUAGAAAUGUGGUAAAGCUUUUGGGUUGUUGUUUAGAGACAGAAAUUCCCUUGCUUGUUUAUGAAUUCAUUCCCAAUGGUACUGUUUAUGAGCAUCUUCAUGACCAAAACCAAUCUUUAAAGCUAACAUGGAAAACAAGAUUGAGAAUAGCAAAAGAAACUGCUGGAGUCUUGGCAUACUUGCAUUCUGCUGCUUCUACACCAAUAAUACAUAGAGAUGUGAAAUCUACAAAUAUACUACUAGACAGCAAUCUCACUGCAAAGGUUUCUGACUUUGGAGCUUCGAGGAUCAUUCCUCUUGAUCAAACUCAGAUAACCACUUUAGUGCAAGGGACAUUGGGGUAUCUUGACCCAGAAUACUUCCACACAAGCCAAUUAACAGAGAAGAGUGACGUCUAUAGCUUUGGGGUUGUCCUAGCAGAGCUACUGACAGGAAAGAAGGCACUAUCUUUUGGCAGGCCAGAGGUUGACAGAAACCUUGCAGUGUACUUUGUUUCUUCAUUGAAAGAGGGCCGAUUACUUCAAAUUUUGGACAGAAAUAUAGAUGAGGAAAAUAUUGAGCAAUUAAAGGAAGUUUCCCACAUCGCAGAAGAGUGUUUGAGGGUGAAGGGUGAGGAAAGACCCACCAUGAAAGAAGUGGCAAUGGGACUAGAGGGAAUAUUAGUUAUUGAACAGCACCGUUGGGGAAGUGACAAUUUGUCUUCAGAAGAGACUGAAAACUUGCUCAAAACAGCGCCGUCCAUUAUCAAUGUUGAAGAUGGUGUGGGCGGAAGUGGAAUUAAUUCUUCCGACUCAUAUAGCAUAAACCAAAUUUCAAUUUCUUUGAAUGGUGGAAGAUGAUUAGUUAUUAUUUUUAGGAUAGGCAAAAUAUAUGUUAGAUAAGUAUUUUUUAUCCUUCAUUUUCACUAGGGUUUGAUCCCCACCCUUUUUCUCCUUCGGCUUCUUAAGCCCUUAAUUCCAAACCAGUUGAGCUACCCAGCUUUCCGAUUAGGUUAUAUUAAUUUAUCUCCAUUAUAAUAAUGUUGUAGUAUAUGCUGUAUUUCCCCUCUAUAUUGGACAUGAUAUUCAUAUUUGUAUGGAUGUAAAUAUAGGGUUUUCAAUUGAG